Linum tenue is the source of this 2678-nucleotide messenger RNA. The record is from the annotation of a GenBank genome assembly. Lineage: Eukaryota; Viridiplantae; Streptophyta; Magnoliopsida; Malpighiales; Linaceae.
AUGUUUGCUCAACGGCGCCGUAUUGCUACCAUAUUCACCGCCUCCUUCCAGGGAAAAACCCCAAACUCUUUCUCGCCUCGGUUCUCUGCCUCCGUUCAUAGCUGUACGAAUUCCGGUGGCGGAGUCUCGUUGAUGGAAGGAUUUAGGUUUUCGAAUCCGAGGGCGGUUGGUAGCUCCGUUAGGUCUGCCUGGAGGAUUCAGCGGUCACUACCUUCCGGCGAUCACUCUCCGGCAGAAUGUCGACUGAUUAGGUGUUUGGCGACUGUGCCGCCGACUUCGCUUUAUUCGAAGCGUUUCGGUCCCGAUUCGGCGACGGGACACUCGUCACCGCUUCUUGGUUCCUACUCCGCGAGAACAGUUCCUUUCGGCUCUGUGAGCCCUUUCUCGAUUCAACGGCUCCAUUUCUCGACCUCGAAUGGCAGAGCUGAGAAACCUGGCGGUGGUAGUGAAGUCUUUGCUGGAAGUGGAACUGAUAUUGGUGGUGAUGGGAGCGACGGAGUUGCUGGUGGUGGCGAGUGGAUGGAUAAGCUUAACGAUGUAUGGCACGGUGUGACUGGUGUUGUGAACUAUACAGCAGAAAGGGCGAAAGAGGUCUCUGAUGGAGUGAACCCUCAUGUUCAGAAUGUGCUCGAUUCGCAUCCCUAUCUCAACACUGUGGUUGUUCCUAUUGGCUACACACUAACUGGUACGAUAUUGGCGUGGGUGGUAAUGCCGAAACUCUUGAGGAGGCUUCAGAGGUUUGCAGUGCGAAGUCCUGGUGGAGUGCUCUCCACAAGCAUAAGCGGGCAGGAAGUUCCUUAUGAGAAGAGUGUUUGGGGUGCCUUGGAGGAUCCUCUGCGCUAUUUGGUUACGUUCGUGGCGUUUUCACAAAUUUGUGCUAUGCUGGCUCCAACAACCGUGGCAUCACAGUACCUCUGACAAGCAUGGAAGGGUGCGACGACGAUUUCUUUGGUGUGGUUUCUUUAUCGGUGGAAGACCAAUUUGAUCAGUCUUGCGUUGGCUUCGCAUAGUUUGGCCGUUGCUGAUCGAGAUAAGUGGUUGACCUUGGAUAGAGUUUCGUCUGUGGGGCUUUUUGUUAUUGGCCUGACGGCUUUUGCUGAGGCAUCUGGAGUGGCUGUGCAGUCUAUUUUGACAGUUGGAGGAGUUGGAGGGGUGGCUACUGCAUUUGCUGCUCGGGAUGUGCUUGGAAACGUUCUCAGUGGUUUGUCAAUGGGAGUUUCAAAACCUUUCUCAAUUGGAGAUACGAUACAGGCGGGUUCCAUUGAAGGUCAAGUGAUAGAGAUGGGACUAACUUCUACAAUGUUACUAAAUGCUGAAAAGUUUCCAGUGAUAGUCCCGAAUUCAUUGUUUUCUAGUCAGGUGAUUGUAAAUAAGUCUCGUGCUCAUUUUCGCGCUAUGGUGAAAGUAGUCCCUCUGGUGGUCGAUGAUGUGGACAAAGUUGCACAAAUUUCGAAGGACAUUGAGGCAAUGAUAAAGUCGAACCCAAAGGUUUUCUUGGGGAAGGAGGUCCCUUACUGUUUCUUGUCUAAAAUCGGAAGCUCCUCUGCAGAAUUGACUUUGGGAUGCAAUCUUAAACACAUGAGCAAAUAUGAUUGCUAUGCCACUGAACAAGAGAUACUCUUGGAAUCGGCUCGCAUAGUUAAAGUGCAUGGUGCCAGACUGGGAGCUACUUGGCAAUCAUAAUCGUGGAUUCGUGGUUCGAUAGAGCCUCGCAAAGAUUGUUUCCUCACCAUGUAAAUGUUCAACCGAACCAUCCUCUGCCAAAAUCGACUUGGAAACCCUGAGUCUCGCAAUCUGCACGAAACCUUGUGAUUGUUAACAACACUGUCUAUCACUUGAUCCAUGACCUUGGCCAAGUGGGAGAUUUCGGGAAGACUUACUGGUUCCCAUCUGAAAUGUAAAUUAGCCUUAUGACACAGAAAUGUCAACAUCGAAGGGCCUGCCUCUACAGCCCCGAGCAAUAAUCAACGUCUUUAAGAAGAAGACUCGGCAGCAACAAUAUCGAAUCAUUCCAUUCUCUUCCCCAUUUUCGUUCCUCAGAGAAAGAAAAACAGAUGGAGAAUAGUCUACCGAUCAGCAAUCGCAGCAGCGAGACGGAGUACGAAGACCUGCUGCCGGUGAUGGCGGAGAAGCUGGACGUGGAGGGCUUCGUGAAGGAGCUGUGCGGUGGCUUUCAGCUACUCUGCGACGCCGAGAAGGGGCUCAUCACAGCUGCGAGCCUGCGGGCGAAUUCGGAGCUCCUGGGGAUGGAAGGGAUGACGGAGCAGGACGCGGAGGCCAUGGUGAGGGAAGGAGAUCUCGACGGCGACGGAGCGCUGAGCGAGGCGGAGUUCUGUAUCUUGAUGGUGAGGCUGAGCCCCGGGAUGAUGGAGGAUGCCGAGGCCUGGCUGGAGAAGGCUCUGCAUCAGGAGCUGCAGCGCACCAGCUCCCGUCCUCCUCUUUGAAAAGAAGAAAAGGAAGCUCUGGAAAUGGAAGAAUACUAUUCUGGACUGCUUGUUUUUUCCUUUGUUUGCUUUGUAUCUGCUGCUGCUGGUGUGAUUCCUGCAAAUAAAUAUGUGGAGAACGAGAUCCCCAAAUUCUGGGAAUUAAUUGCAUAGUCCAAAAUUAACCAGUGAGCUGUUCUUCUAUUGGCUGCUCUUUUGUGAUCUUUAAUGAAAUCACCUACCGAAAUGUAUGUA